AUGUUGUCGAAAUUCGCUACUACGGCCCUCGCGGCCAGCAUCUUUGCAUCCGUGGCCCAUGCCUGGCUUCCCGGCCACAAGAUCCGCGGUGUCAACGUCGGCUCCCUGUUUGUCUUCGAGCCGUGGAUCGACAGCUCCGAGUGGAGCAGGAUUGGCUGCUCGGGGCAGAAGUCGGAGUUUGACUGCGUCAUGAACAUAGGCCAGGAAGCCGCCGACAAGGGCUUCCAGAGCCACUGGGACGAGUGGCUCACUACCACCGACCUGGAUGAGAUGAAGAGCUAUGGUCUCAACACUGUCCGGAUCCCAUUGGGGUACUGGCUCAAGGAAGACCUCGUUGACAAAUCGGAGCAUUUUCCCAGGGGAGGUAUUGAUAAGUUGACCUCGUUUGUGGGUGCGGCAAGCGACCGAGGCUUCUACAUCAUUCUCGACUUCCAUGGAGCACCCGGUGCCCAGGAGCCCAACCAGCCGUUCACCGGCCAGUACAACCCCAACGCCGACUUCUACAACGAUUACAACUACGGCCGCGCAUUGGAGUGGCUCAAGUGGAUCACGGAGAUCAAGCACACCAAGAACGAGUACCGCAACGUGGGCAUGAUCGAGGUUCUCAACGAGCCCACCAACUGGGACCACAAGGUCGACUCGCUUCGAAGCAGCUACUACGUCAAUGCCUACAAUGCCAUCCGCGAUGUCGAGAAGUCUCUCGGUGUGACCCCCAACAACUUCGUCCACAUCCAGAUGAUGAGCAGCCUCUGGGGCUCGGGCAACCCGACCGAGUUCCUCUCCGACACCACCUUCACGGCCUUCGACGACCACCGCUACCUGAAGUGGGAUACCUCCGUCGCCGUCAACAAGCAGUCGUACAUCUCCACGUCCUGCGCGGACGACCGCAAGGCCGAGAGCCCUCUGUUCAUCGGCGAGUGGAGUCUGAGCGUCCCCGACAACGUCGAGAACACGGAUGAGUGGAAGCCGGCCCACGACCCUGACUUCUACCGCAAGUGGUUCGCCGCCCAGAUCCAGACCUACGAGCGCUCGACCGAGGGAUGGAUCUUCUGGACUUGGAAGGCUAAUCUCAACGACCCCCGAUGGUCCUACAAGGAUGCUGUUGAGGCAGGAAUUAUCGGCAAAGACCUCGAGAGUGUUCUCAAGUCUCAAGUUUGCUAA
This is a messenger RNA of Clonostachys rhizophaga, 1161 nucleotides long. Lineage: Eukaryota; Fungi; Ascomycota; Sordariomycetes; Hypocreales; Bionectriaceae. The record is from the annotation of a GenBank genome assembly.